Molecule: messenger RNA, 1257 nt
Organism: Lemur catta (Ring-tailed lemur)
Lineage: Eukaryota; Metazoa; Chordata; Mammalia; Primates; Lemuridae
Gene: SDHAF2
Product: succinate dehydrogenase complex assembly factor 2
Exons: 4
Coding region: 94-594 (166 amino acids)
Biological process (GO): mitochondrial electron transport, succinate to ubiquinone; mitochondrial respiratory chain complex II assembly; tricarboxylic acid cycle
Cellular component (GO): mitochondrion
Source: RefSeq, a predicted model, not a curated record
CAGGUCCUCCGCGGCGGCCGAAGUCGUCUGGACCGGCGGGCGGGAGUUCCCGGAAGUGGCCAGACAACAGGUUUCCGGUGCAGUUUCGGAAAAAUGGCCGUGGCUACCGUUUUCCCUACUCUGGCGCGGAUGCUUGCUCAGUCAAGGCGCAGCCUGUUUUCUCCUUUGCUCAGCACGACAUUGUUCAGACGCUUCUACAGAGGUGACAGCCCAACAGAUUCUCAAAAAGACAUGAUUGAAAUCCCUUUGCCUCCAUGGCAGGAGAGAACUGAUGAAUCCAUAGAAACCAAAAGAGCCCGCCUACUCUAUGAGAGCAGAAAAAGGGGAAUGUUGGAAAACUGCAUUCUCCUUAGCCUCUUUGCUAAAGAACAUCUGCAGCAUAUGACAGAGAAGCAGCUGAACCUCUAUGAUCGUCUGAUUAAUGAGCCUAGUAAUGACUGGGAUAUUUACUACUGGGUCACAGAAGCAAAACCAGCCCCAGAAAUAUUUGAAAAUGAAGUCUUGGCACUGCUGAGAGAGUUUGCUAAAAACAAAAACAAAGAGCAGAGACUGCGUGCCCCAGAUCUCGAAUACCUCUUUGAAAAGUCACGUUGAGCUGUGCACCACUGCCUGGCUUGGAGGCUCAGUCUGUGGACAGUAACUGCGUAUGAUGGACACUAGCCUUGGCUUUCUGCUUCUCUUUAGACACUCAGCUCCCCCCAGCCCCAGACUGUGGGUCCUGCCUCAAGUGUUGGAUGUACUUCUCUUCCAGGACAUAGAUGUAAAUGUUCAGUGUGACUCACUCUCAUCGUUUUUGUUCAGUUGAAAGUGGUUUGCGAGUGUUGCUGGCUGGCAGACCUGGCUGCUUUGUCUGGCUGCUAGCGCCGGGGGCAGGUCUGCCGCAAGAGGGCACUGUAGGGGAAGCGAUUGUGCUCGCUCGUUGCUGCAGCUCAUUGCUUCAGCCCAAAGUGUGCUCAAAGAAAAGAGGCAGCCGGCUGUGUGUGCUGUAUGCAAAGCCGCCCUCCCUCCCCACCUCCCCACCCCAGUGGCACACGGCUUUGUCAAAGCCCUUCCCACUGAUACGGUUCUUUCUGCCAAGGGAAGCUGAUCCCAGCCCCCUGAGCUGCAUCCUUCAAAGGCACAGCAGGCAGAAUGAGGGGAGGCAGGCUGGUGUGGGCACGCUGCUUAAGUCAACAUCUUUAUCGUCAGAUUUUCUUUGAAACAUGAACUUUGUAAAUUGGAAGAUAAUUGAAUAUUAAAGAAUAUUGAAAAAGGAAA